Zootoca vivipara (common lizard) is the source of this 3087-nucleotide messenger RNA. The record is from RefSeq and is a predicted model, not a curated record. NCBI's taxonomy places the organism in Eukaryota, Metazoa, Chordata, Lepidosauria, Squamata, Lacertidae.
AUGCAGUCAAAACAAUUGGCUGACGUUUUUUCUCUUCUCCCCCAGUUCUUCUUUGAUGUGUCUGGACUUCGAGACUCAGUCCUGAUCUCCUUGCAGCAGGAAGACACCCGUCAGCUCCGGGGGUCUGGCUCUGGGGGGCACAACCUCCCCAUUGGCUUCGAGCUCUUCAGCGUGGAGCAGAACCGGACUUGGCGCCUGCAUCGCAUCCCGCCCCGAAUGGCUGGCUCCACCUACAUCAACUCCCGCAGUGUCCUGCUCCGGGCGGAGGUGCCCGGGGGUCGCUACGCCCUCCUGCCCACGACCUUCGACCCCGGCCAGAGCAGCGCCUUCCUCCUGCGGAUCUACAGCGAGCGCCCAGCCAGGCUGCGGGCCAUCAACCGCAAUGACCCCCCACUUCCACGCUGCAGCUGCUGCUCCGGAUCCCACCAGCUCAUCACCUCCGUCUGGGUUCAUCGGGCCGUGGGGCUGGCGCUCCCCAACUCCAGCAAAGCCCCAGAUGUCUACGUGAAGCUCUGCGCCGAAGGGCAGGCGGUGCGAUCCUGCCUCCACAAGGCCACCUCCAGCCCCGACUUCAACUUCAAGGCCGUCUUCUGCCGCCGGCGCCCGCGGAAGCCCAUCCGCAUCGAGGUGUGGGCCAGGCGGUUCCUGCGCAGCACCCGGCUGGGGUACGUCAAAGUCUUGGCUGCGGAGAUGCCCCCAGACGCUGGCAGCGGGCAGGUGCUGCGGCUGCAAGGGGGACCCCCUGCCUGCCCUCCGGGCUCCAUCCUCGUGGAGACCUCCACCAGCUCAGACCUCCUGGCUCUGUGAGCUCGGCCAAGGAGCCCUCUGUGGGUGCCAGGGAGUGCAUUGGGUGACCGCCUAGGGGUGGGCGCACCCUUUCCCCGGAGGCCCCCUCUCCCGAAGAACGUGGAGCUGUCGGCACACAGGCAAGGACCACCGUCCUUCUGCUCAAAACGAAGGAGCCGUACUGCUUGUUGUCAUUUAUUUCUGCAGAAGUUUUUUGAAAUAUUUCAUUUUAUAACAUGUACAUAAAACGGAGAGAACGGUUGCAGCAGCCGUGGGAAACGAAAUGGUAAAAGGGGCACAUGGGACGCGUCUGGUUGCGCACGGGUGGAAAUGGAAGGAAAUUCUUGCCGUGGAUUUCUGUCCUGACGAGGUCCAAGGAAAGGCAGUUGAUUGUCAAGUCCAGUUACCGGGACUUGUCCACCACCUUCCGAGGGAGACUGUUCCCCUCUUGGAUGCCGCAAACGGAAAAGGGAAACUAUAAACAUUGACAAAACCUCUCUUUGCUGGGCACCAGGAAUGUAGCCAUGAAGCUUUGAGCUUCUGGAACUUCUAUUUGCUGCUUUCAAAUGCUGGUGGAGAAUUGUGGCGCACUUCAAAUUUUAUAUUCUGCUUUAAUAAAGUCUUCUAAACCCAGCAGGAUCUGUAAAAACCCAGCUACACCUACAGUGUACAGAGUAGAAAAUUAACAGAGUUUGAACCUAGGGAGGAUGUUGGCUUUGUGGCUGGGAGGCUGGAGAGCGGCUGGCUGGGGGCAGGGUAACCCCCCCCCCGGAAAGAGCAGGUUUUUGGGGUGCUCAUGGACCCCUCUCUGUCACGCUCAAGAACCCUCCAUGGCUAGGAGCACAUUUUCCCAGCUACAGCUGCUGUUAUAAGAAUUUUCCAUCAAUCAAUCAAUAUACUUUAUUCGACCGAUAGUCAGAAACAAAAAAACAUUUCUCAACACAAAGAUAAACAUAUAAAACUGAAGGCAUCAGAGGGAUACAUAAAAAUAUAAAAAUAUAAGACAGAAGGCAUCAGAGGGAUACAUAAAAAUAUAAAAAUAUAAAACUGAAGGCAUCAGAGGGAUACAUAAAUGGGGUAUGACCGCGCUACUAAACCUCCUACAGGUAACCCACAUCAAGACAUUCGAUUAUACGUUUCCGACACUUGAGCGCCAGGAAGAGGAAUUUAGCCACUGAGAAGGUUAUUUUCCCAGUGGGCUUGUUUAGCAAAUAUGCUGCCUGCCGUUCUCUUGGUCGGGAACUAAACUGAGAUAAAUACGGGUCUAUAAGAUAUUGCCUUAAAUCAUUAUAAAAGGGACAACUCAGUAGAAUGUGUUCUGUGGAUUCUACCUCACCCAAGGCACAAUGGCACAUUCUCUGACCGUAUGGGACUCCUCCAAAUCUUCCCCUCAAAACCGCUGAAUCAAGGACAUUCAGUCUAGCCACAGUAAUUAGUAUUCCACGUAGUGGAUAUCCGCCAGGUAACGGGCUGGUGCAGACCGAUACACCUGCUCCCCUAAAAACAUCCCAGAUUUCACGCGGGCUAUGUCCUCCUGUCUGGCGAUAUCCCCCAAUCUCUGAGCGAUCACCACUUUAGCACGGCUGUACGUCAUGGACUCAAUAUAAAGGGAGGACAGACCGCACUUUUGCACUUCCUCUACCACUUCCCUUUCCCAUGGAGAUUUAAAAUUAUCCCAAGAAUCAGGGGGGCCAAACCCAUUGGUCUGAAACAUAGUUUGAGCCAUAGCCAUAAUUUCGCUUUCAGGGCCACAUACCUAAAGGCUUGGCAACCGGUCUCCAAUCUCAUGAUCGCACCCGCAACAGAAGGGGGGAUCCUGACAAUGGCCCCUUAUAAGAAUUUUAAGGUCCCAAAUAUAAAAUAAAUGUUCAUAAAUGUACUGUACAACACAUAAUAAUAAUAAUAAUAAUAAUAAUAAUAAUAAUAAUAAUAAUAAUAAUGUCUGCUCACAAAUCAUCCUGCUCACAAAUCAUCCUGGCUAAUUCUGCACACUCUACCAUCUGUUUGCCAUUCCUCGAUAGUCGGCAGAUCUUGAUGUUUCAUCCUUGAAACUCUGACCGGCAUUGUCACAUACAGAAAGUUUUUCGUCUUCUUUUGGUAUCUCCUCCCCAAGCAUUCCUAAAAGAAAUGCCUCCAGCCUUUUAGGGAAGGUAUAUCUAGACAUUAUUUUAAGUUCAUUGUAUAUACUGUCCCCAAAUGCCUUUGUUUUAUUACACAGCCACCACAUGUGGCUAUUAUUUUAUUACACAGCCACCACAUGUGGCUAUUAUUUAUUACACAGCCACCACAUGUUUUGAAUUA